Messenger RNA from Syngnathoides biaculeatus (alligator pipefish), 1940 nucleotides. RefSeq names its product GRB2-related adapter protein 2-like. The transcript is spliced from 7 exons. Gene Ontology annotation, molecular function: protein binding. NCBI's taxonomy places the organism in Eukaryota, Metazoa, Chordata, Actinopteri, Syngnathiformes, Syngnathidae. The record is from RefSeq and is a predicted model, not a curated record. The coding region runs from base 290 to 1054 and encodes 254 amino acids.
CGCCACCAAAGCAGGUGUGUGCGUUCAUGGAGAGCAGCAAGUGCGAAUAGAUGCACUCAACCAUCGUUGUCACCAUUAUGUUGUAGGUUGGGUUUUUUUUUGUUUGUUUGUUUUUUUUUUAAUACAGUGUUUGAUACUUCGAUGUUUUAGUUUGUGAACGCGUGCGCGGAAAAUAUCACGUGACGAGGAAGGAAAAGAAAGUAACGGCUGACUUGCUGACGAUUUGGAUGGUCUAAACUUGACACACACAGUUGAACUAAAACUAAAGCAAGUUGGGUUGGUUGGCAACAUGGAGGCGAGAGGAAAGUACGACUUUACGGCGACAACAGCAGGCGAGCUAAACUUUAAGAAAGACGACGUAGUCAAGAUUUUAAGCACGCACGGCGAGUGGUACAAAGCCGAGAUGGACGGACGUGAAGGCUUUGUGCCCAAAAACUACAUGAACGUGACCACACCAGCGUGGUUCCAGGAGAAUGCCACUCGUGGUGCAGCGGAAAAAAUCCUCAGCGCCAAACCCAUCGGAGCCUUUGUUAUCCGAGGAUGCCAAAGUUCACCUGGAAAUUUCUCCAUCUCUGUCAAGCAUGAGUGCGAUGUGCAGCACUUCAAGGUCAUCCGUGACGAAGGGGGUCACUACUUCCUGUGGGUUGAGAGGUUCACAUCCCUCAACAAGCUAGUGGACUUCUACAAAACUUCUUCCAUCUCCAAGACAACUAACAUCGUCCUCAACGACGGCACCGAUGCCACUAGAACACCCGGCACUCAAUUGGCAAGGGGGCAUGGCUGUGAGGAGCGCAUCAAGAGUGUCACUCAAUCAGGAAGAAGAAGCCCAAUCGGUUCUGCUCGAGCUCCUGACACUACCCAGCUCUGCCAGCAGAGGACGCCGCCGCAGCAGGUUUUGGCUUUGUACAACUUCAACGCAGAAGAAGACGAUGAAUUGAGCUUCUCUGCUGGCGACAUCAUCAAUAUCACCGAUGCCUCCGACCCGGCUUGGUGGACAGGGCGGUGCGGUGGAAGGAAAGGACUCUUUCCGGCAAACUACACCAAACCGCUAUGAUGCAAGACACUCCAAGAAUGAGGAUGAGGUAGAAGAACAACAAGAAGAAAGAGAAGAGGAAGAGGAGAAAGAAACCAAGUGUGGCUAUGUUUAUUAGGUACAGGAGAAAUGUUACAAAAUAAUAGAACAUUUCACUUUGAUGUUUUUUUUUACUUUUUAUGUACAGCAAAAGCAUCAGUAAGAAUUUGUAGCAUGAGAAAAGUGUGCUAUGCAAGGCAUCAUGGGAAGGCAGUAGGGCUAGGCUGUUGUAGCAAUUCAUUUCAGGCUAUUAGUUAAAAAGAAAUCAACGAAAGCAAAAAAAAAAUGUGUUUUUUGUUGACAAAAGUGAGAUGUUCUCGUGAGAUUUUAUGCAGUGUGUCCCAACUAGGGAAGGGAAUUGAUCAGAAUUUAGUGAUUCCAAUUUCAUUAUGGAUCUGAUUUGUUAUCAAUUGUUAUUGAAUGAAGAAAUGAAGUGUUACAACUUGUUUCCUUCAACACUUUUAUAUCUUCAGCUUAAAACAGAAGGUACAGGAUAUCCAUAUGCAGAAUGCGUUACUAAUUUGGAAUGUAUCCUUACCUCUCCGAGUAUUGCCUAAAGUAUUCACUCACCUGCCUUGACUAACGUGAAUUUACGCGCUAUCCCAUUCUUAAACCACAGAAUAGAAUAUGACAUCGGUCAUUUAUUUAUUAUUUCUUGUAUUUGGGGCUGGGGGUGUGAUAAGUACAAUUGUCAGCCAAGCUAACACAAUUCCUAGAAAUCAAAUUACUCAUUACUUAGACCUAUCCAAAACAGUUCACCGCAAUUCUUGGUUGAUUGUUUUUUGCGUUAGUAAAUUUUUUUUUCCCCAUGUCUUUUUGUUACCAGUGGUUUUUUUUUAUUUAAAUAUAUAUAUAUAUAUAUAUAUAU